AUGAGAAUAAAUGAGUUACGGUUCUACAACGAAAGUGUCCCAGGAAUAACCCAAAUGGUAGAAUAUCAAGGGCUAGUCAGGGAGAGACAUGAAAUAUACAGUUAUAUAGAGAGAUAUAAGCAGUUGCCAGUACGUGCCCUAUUGCAGAACCAGGAGAUCACUGAAGAUACGAAGCAGCACUAUGCAGCAAAGAUAUCAGCAGCCACAGGGCAUGAGAGACUGAAGGAUUUCAUAAUUGGGGAGACAAGUAUUUUCCGUCUAAGAGUAGAUAGAUCCUUAGAUAAGGAUGUUCUCAGAUUAUUUCUGGGUGAGUACCUAGGGAGACUUCAAAGUCCAUUUAUAUUCAGAGUGAAUGAAGGCGUAUUGACAGUGGAAAUAGAUGGGUACAAUGAAAAUGGCAUAAAUAUAAAUACAAUUGGGGAGUUAGUCAGGAAAUCAGAUGCAGAUGAAGUAUUAGGAAUAUAUUUAAGAGGUAAUCUUCAGGUUCAAGUGGUCUCUCACUUCACAAAAUAUUUCAGUCUCCGGGAGAAGACAGAGAUGGAGAAGGGUCUAAUUACAGCAGGAAUUGAAGGAAUAAAGAGUAUUUUAGUAAGGGGCUUUGAAGAUACGUUAAGACAAAGUACACAAUUACUGUAUAUAUCUGGUGUACCAAAGGUAUAUGUAGUAGAGCAACCAAUUGUCACAGUAGAAGCAAUGAAGCUGCAAGAGAGAUCUAUUCCAAAAUGUAUUUCUGGUGUACUGGAUAGGUUGAAGACAAACAGGCACUUGAAAUACGGUGACAGAUCUAUUCUGAAUAAUUUCCUGAAGGCAGCUGGUGUUCCCUUGGAGGAUGCAAUUGCGUUGUACAGAAGCAAUUUCAGUUGCAGUGCAAGUGACUUUGAGAAGAAAUAUAAGUACAGCAUACAGCAUGCGUAUGGGACAGUUGGGGGAAGAAUUAAUUAUAAGGGAAUUCUGUGCAGUAAGAUUAUCUCAGACAGCAAGAAGGGCGGUUGUAAUUUGUGUCCAUUUUCUGUUGGGAUGAAUCCUCAGAGGGAAUGUACAAAGACACUUGAGGUGAUCACAGGGCAAUCUGAGGUGCAGAUUGCAUCACCCUCAGAGUAUUAUCUGAAGGCAGUCAAGAGCACCAGCAAAAAAGAGUAA
This is a messenger RNA of Nematocida ausubeli, 1140 nucleotides long. RefSeq lists its product as uncharacterized. Gene Ontology annotation, cellular component: alpha DNA polymerase:primase complex. The transcript has a single exon. NCBI's taxonomy places the organism in Eukaryota, Fungi, Microsporidia. Gene Ontology annotation, biological process: DNA replication, synthesis of primer. The record is from RefSeq and is a predicted model, not a curated record. Bases 1 to 1140 code for a protein of 379 amino acids.